GAAAUGAGGAAAUAAUUAAAUAAAACAAUUAAAGGAAGUGAUGAGAGGAACUAAAAUAGAAUGAUUCAGGCCAAUAUAAGGCAGUUUUCCUUCAGGCUCUGUUACAAGUCCCUGGAAGGCAGCUGGCGUUCGGUGACCAGCAGGCAGCGAGUCCAGGCCCGUGGGACCAUGUGGCUGCCGUCAGCUCUGCUCCUUCUCAGCCUCCCAGGUUGUUUCUCCAUCCAUGGUCCAAAGACAGUAAGCGGCCCACUGAGGGGCUCCGUGACCCUGCAGUGUCACUAUGACCCAGGCUGGGAGCCCUACAGGAAGUGGUGGUGUCAAGGAGCUGAUUGGGGUGAGUGCGACAUCCUCAUCAUAACCACAGGAACAGAGGAAGAGGUGAAGAAGGGCCGCGUAUCCAUCAAGGACAACCACAAAAACCGCGCGUUCACCGUGACCAUGGAGGGUCUCAGCGGAAAAGAUGCUGACACUUACUGGUGUGGGAUUGAGCGACUUGGAACUGACCGUGGAUUCCAAGUUAAAGUGGCCGUUGACCCAGCGGUGAGUCCAGUAAACCCGGCGUCCAGUGUGGCUUCCUUGCCUUCAACCUCCAGGAGGUCAAACAGCAGCAAAUGGAUGACUUCCACCAGACCCCCGACCAGGUCUCCAAGCAAGACUUCAUCCAGAAGCCACAAUCCCAUGUCUGCUGGGCAGUGUCCGCAGGGGCGGCGGGCAGACAAUGGGAAGUGUGAGGGUGGGUCACAGUUGUCUCCGACUAGUGGAGCUGCAUCCAAAGAGCGAGGGGGGCACGUCAUUGCAUUUUUUCUCUCUUUACUGUCCCUCUGCUUGGCCCUGGGUGGUGACCCCGUUGCAGGAAGUCCCAAUUUGUAACCAAAGGAGCAGCCUCUGGAAGCUGGAAACAAGGCUGCUCUAGAAAGGGAUUCUAGAACCCCCAGGUUCACCCCCAGACUGUGUGUGCCUGGAUCUGACCCUGAAGAGGAUACUCAAGGCUUUGAGAACUUUGGGGAAGACCAGAGCCCUGGACACACUGGCUUUGAGGUAGGGGGAGGGAGCAGGCACACCUGGGGCUCCACUCCUUCUCACGCUCCCAGGAUGCAAAGGUUUUGAAAACUGAACUAAUGUUGGAACCACAGUGCACCUAACCAGCUCAACUACCUGCUACUAAAAAAAUUAAAUUCCUAGUUAAAGACCUGUUUUGGGGAGGUGAUGGAACGGCGUUAUAAAUUUGUGCUGGUGGUUACAUGAAUUGAUGCAUGCAUUAAAACUUACAGAACUGUGCACAAAGCAAAUUAUACUGUAUGUAAAAA
Molecule: messenger RNA, 1307 nt
Organism: Choloepus didactylus (southern two-toed sloth)
Lineage: Eukaryota; Metazoa; Chordata; Mammalia; Pilosa; Megalonychidae
Product: CMRF35-like molecule 7
Exons: 4
Coding region: 61-870 (269 amino acids)
Cellular component (GO): plasma membrane
Molecular function (GO): transmembrane signaling receptor activity
Source: RefSeq, a predicted model, not a curated record